AUGGUGAUUGGGCAAGGUCAGCCGGGCGCAAGGCAAGGCAAGGAGCUCUUGACCAUCAAGAGCGAGAUUGAGCUAGAUUUGGAGGAGGGUGAUAUGCUGGACUGUACAAAGGCGGACUGGGCACUCAACAAGGCUACUUACGCUGUGAAGACGAAAGUGCCGCUCGAGCAGAGAAUCGUUUUUGUUCAUAUUGAUGUCAUGAAUGUGUUUUUUGCUUGGCCUGCGUUCGGUCCAGAGUUCAACCAAACAGCUGAACCGAACCUGAUAGUUUGGGCAGAGAACUGGACUGAACCGGACUUCGGCAGCACUACUUACAAUCUCAUUGCAGAGAUGCCUGUGGGCACCCCUGUGCUCGGAUACACAUUCUUCUGGGAGCAUCCAGCUGUCUUCCCUGCACCCAACAGAUUGAUUCAGAUGGUAGCAGGUAUCACAGAGAAUGCGGAUGACGUCGCAGGCAACAUUUUAGUGGUGAAACAUGCUCGUGGGAGAAAGAAUGAUGUCAUGGACUGCAAUGAAGUAGACAUGGAAUGGGUCAAUCAUAUAAUGAUUCAUGAAACAUCACACAAAUGUAACGGAAAGUCACGGUAUCGUCACACUGGCCAGUUUCAAAGUCCGUUCAGCGCUAGACAUUAAGGAAGAUAUAGUGUAUAUACGAAGUGUACUGCUAUGUAGUAAUCUAAAAUAUGUAUUGCGGGUUACCAGAGUAAUAUAGACUGUCAUCAUUAUUAAGAUGCCCAGACGGCAAUGGUUGUGAUGACGUGGAUGCAACAGGACUCGGAGCAGUUGGUGAAAAUCCAGCACCAAUGUGAUGUUGCCCUGGCCAAUGGUUUGAAUAUGGAAUGGAUCCUGGUAUUUGCGAGAAAAACGGCAUGUGCGGAGGGGGUACAUUGGUGGCUGCUGGGGGGAGAGAAAUACUUGCUGAAGGUGUCUGAGUUGAGCUUUCGGUUGAAGUUGAG
Molecule: messenger RNA, 956 nt
Organism: Suillus subalutaceus
Lineage: Eukaryota; Fungi; Basidiomycota; Agaricomycetes; Boletales; Suillaceae
Exons: 6
Coding region: 1-633 (210 amino acids)
Source: RefSeq, a predicted model, not a curated record